AUGGCCAGUAGCACCGAGCAUGCUCUGCCACGCAGCGAUGAUGACGACGCUGUUGUAUCAAAGUCGCCAAAUGUUGACAACACCGCGCCGCCACUCGACCAUCACGCCAACAGCAACGUCGGUUCGGAUGACAAGCCCAAGUUCUCCGACUGCCGAACAUGCGGCGCUCCUCUCUGGACGUGCGCCCACGGCUCCCUCAGCAGACUCCAGUCAGCAGCUCCCCGAAGCCUGCCUGUACCACCCUUCGAUGAGCUUGCUUCAAGCUGUUCAAGCAGCCCACCGGUCAGCCCGAGGACGACAGUAGGCCCAGCAGCACGCUGUUCGUACUUCUGGCCCGAGAUCAUCAGCCACAGCAUCAAGCGCCCCGACAACGCAGAGUCCCGCGCCAGGCCAGGCCCCGCCUGCACCUUUUGCUCCGCAAACCUCGACAUCUUCGCCGUCCCGCCCGCAAGCUCAUUGCCCGAAACAGAGCCCGCCAUCCUCCUCCACUGCGGCCACGUCCUGGGCGCAAACUGCAUGACGGCCAGCACCGCCCUCGGCAGCCCCCAGUGCCCCCUCUGCCUCUUCGACACGACCUGCCGCGGCUGCCGCGCGCCCGUGUCCAUCCCUCUGCCGACGGCCGCCGACGGCCCCCGCGCCCUGCCCCUGACCCUCGCGCAGGGGGAGCCCCUCGGGGGACGGGCCCCCACCCGGCCCGCCAAGGCCCUUUUUGCCCCUCGCUGCAACAGGGAAAGCGCAGAAACGACAGCGCCCCCCGCGGGGGGGGCCCUUUCCCCGGCCCCUUGUUCCAACAAGGGCUGCUCCCGAAACCCCGGUUUUCCCCCCUUCGCAAACCGCCCCCGCCCGCCCCCCUGUGUGCCCUGGCCGAAGAGCGACCCCUGCGGCCCCGGCCCCGUGUCUUUCUAUUGUGCCCAAAUCCCCUAA
Messenger RNA from Verticillium alfalfae VaMs.102, 924 nucleotides. RefSeq lists its product with no specific name. Lineage: Eukaryota; Fungi; Ascomycota; Sordariomycetes; Glomerellales; Plectosphaerellaceae. The transcript has a single exon. The record is from RefSeq and is a predicted model, not a curated record. Bases 1 to 924 code for a protein of 307 amino acids.